CUCUCUCUCGAUCUCUUUCGGUUUCUCCCAUUUCUCUCUGACAGUAAUAACUGAAGCAUGACUCAUCCCGACGAGGAGUACAGUCACAUGAAGGCCUUGAAGAGACACAACGACAUGCUUGGUUUCGUGGCUGAUGCGCAGUACGGCGUCCCGACCAAGUGCCCGUGUGGUGGAGGUAUCAUUCCCGAGGUAUCUCCGUGUAACAAGUUUCCCAAUGAUUUUGAUACGCAACCUGGAAGGAGGUACUUCACCUGCAAAAACUUUGAGAAUAAUGGUCUCCACUUUCGUACGCCGUGGGUGAUCGCGAUUCAGGACGAGGUUACUAAGUUAGUAGACCGUGUCAAAGAGAUGGCUGAGGAGAUUGAUCGCCUCAAGGCUCAGCUUUACCAACUCCACCGUCCAUGAUCCCAUCUUGUUGCUCUAAGUUAUUGUUGUUCUAAGUUGUUGUUGUUCUAUGUCUUAUGAUGGUACUUUGAUCCAUGUUGCUACUUUCCUUCUCUAUGUGUGUGUCUUAUGACUCUAUGUGUGUGUCUUAUGACUUAAACUAUCUAUCUAAUGUUUAUGUGUUUUGUGGUUUACUUCUCUAUGCGUGUGUCUUGUGACAUUAUACUAAAAUAACAAGUUUGCAACAUCAAACCAAAAUCAAGAAAAUGAUUAACUAAAAGUCGAAAAAUGAUUAACUAAAGUCACAGACCAAAUCUAUAUUAUCAUUCAGGACGUGAAAAUGAUUAACCAAAAGUCGAAACUCUAUAUAACUAAUUGACAUGAAAAUGAUUAACUAAAAGUUUGCAACAUCAAACCGAAAUAACAAGUUCAAAGUAC
This is a messenger RNA of Brassica rapa (field mustard), 822 nucleotides long. RefSeq lists its product as uncharacterized. NCBI's taxonomy places the organism in Eukaryota, Viridiplantae, Streptophyta, Magnoliopsida, Brassicales, Brassicaceae. The record is from RefSeq and is a predicted model, not a curated record.